This is a messenger RNA of Eublepharis macularius, 531 nucleotides long. Its product is annotated as histone H2A type 2-B. Gene Ontology annotation, molecular function: DNA binding; structural constituent of chromatin; protein heterodimerization activity. Bases 34 to 423 code for a protein of 129 amino acids. The transcript has a single exon. NCBI's taxonomy places the organism in Eukaryota, Metazoa, Chordata, Lepidosauria, Squamata, Eublepharidae. Gene Ontology annotation, cellular component: nucleosome. The record is from RefSeq and is a predicted model, not a curated record.
CGCUGUUGCGAGUCGAGCUGAGUCAGUGCCGCCAUGUCUGGCCGUGGCAAGCAAGGGGGCAAAGCCCGCGCUAAGGCCAAGUCGCGCUCCUCCCGCGCCGGCCUGCAGUUCCCCGUGGGCCGCGUCCACCGUCUCUUGCGCAAAGGCAACUACGCCGAGCGGGUGGGCGCCGGAGCUCCCGUCUACCUGGCCGCCGUGCUGGAGUACCUGACGGCCGAGAUCCUCGAGCUGGCGGGCAACGCCGCCCGCGACAACAAGAAGACCCGCAUCAUCCCCCGCCACCUGCAGCUGGCGGUUCGCAAUGACGAAGAAUUGAAUAAACUGCUGGGAGGCGUCACGAUCGCCCAGGGGGGAGUCCUGCCCAACAUCCAGGCCGUGCUGCUGCCCAAGAAGACCGAGAGCCACAAGCCGAAAGGCAAAUGAAGGAGCGCCGCUUCUCCCCCGACCAAACAUCCGUGUGAAACAAAAAGGCUCUUUUAAGAGCCACCCACGCUUUCAAAGGAAAGGGCUGAAGUCUGUGGGGGCGCUAAA